CAAGGUUCCUUUUCCUGUUUACAGCCUAAGAAGUAAUGUAAUUGCCACUGUAAAAAAAAAAAAAAAUGACGAUGAACAGCACAUGUGUUGAAGAACAGCACGACCUGGACCACUAUUUGUUCCCAGUGGUCUACAUAUUUGUGUUUAUAGUCAGCGUUCCAGCCAACAUCGGAUCUUUGUGUGUAUCCUUUCUGCAAGCAAAGAAGGAAAAUGAGCUAGGAAUUUACCUCUUCAGUCUGUCACUGUCAGACCUGCUGUAUGCCCUGACUCUGCCUCUCUGGAUAAAUUACACUUGGAAUAAAGACAACUGGACUUUCUCUCCCACCUUGUGCAAAGGAAGCGUUUUCUUCACCUACAUGAACUUUUACAGCAGCACAGCGUUCCUCACUUGCAUUGCCUUGGACCGCUAUUUAGCAGUUGUCUACCCUCUGAGGUUUUCUUUUCUGAGAACAAGAAGAUUUGCAUUUAUUACCAGCCUGUCUAUCUGGAUAUUGGAAUCCAUCUUUAACUCCAUCCUUCUGUGGAAAGAUGAAACGAGCGUUGAAUACUGUGAUGCGAACAAAUCUAAUUUCACUCUCUGCUAUGACAAAUACCCUCUGGAGAAAUGGCAGAUCAACCUCAACCUGUUCAGGACGUGCAUGGGCUAUGCCAUACCCUUGAUCACCAUCAUGAUCUGCAACCAUAAAGUCUACCAAGCUGUGCAGCACAACCAAGCCACGGAAAACAGCGAGAAGAGAAGGAUCAUAAAGUUGCUUGCUAGCAUCACGCUGACUUUCAUCUUAUGCUUUACCCCCUUCCACGUUAUGGUGCUCAUCCGCUGCAUUUUAGAGCGCAAUUUGAACUUCAGCGACGAGUCUGGAAAGCAGACAUUCACGGUGUACAGAAUCACAGUGGCGCUGACGAGUCUAAACUGCGUCGCCGAUCCAAUUCUGUACUGUUUUGUGACUGAAACAGGGAGAGCUGAUAUGUGGAACAUGUUGAAAUUGUGUACUAGGAAACACAAUAGAUACCAAGGACAAAAAAGGGACAUAUUUUCUGUGUCCUCAAGAGAUAUGAUAGAAUUAGAGAUUAUAGAAUAAAAGGUGGAGGCCAUUUAAGUUACAUGGUAUUAUAUAAUAAAAAUUAUAUUUUGGAAAAGAAAUCUGGCAUAGGAGAACCAAGUGUGAAUACUUUAGUCUACCCCAGUGGAAAUAUUUUUAGGGUACAUUGUACGACUCGUAUGUUGACUUUAUUAAGUAAAGUAUGGCAAUGUAUUGUCUUGUAUGUAUUCUAAUGAUUACACAUCAUUGAUUUACUGCCAAUUCUCUUUGUUAUAACCCUAAGAGUCGUGUAGGACUGUUAGUCUUUAAAUCAGUGGCCAUUCUAUCUGAUGAUUAUGAUUUUUUUUUGUCGUUGUACUGUCUUCGGAUUUUCAGUCUGUCUGCACCAGUUUUCUCAUCUGUAUACACCUAUCUUCAACAAAUGUAACUGCUAAAUACUCCUAAUCACAUUCAUUAACAAGUAUUUGAUGCCACUCCAUGCACCGGGAUUUUCCACUCAGUACUUACUGGGGUUCUAAAAGAAAUCUUCUCAUGAACUCCCAUGAAGUUUACAUACAUUUGGGGAUGUAGUCACAGAGUCACAUAUAGUAAAAGUAAAUGGAUUUUGUAUUUUGGUCU
Molecule: messenger RNA, 1658 nt
Organism: Arvicanthis niloticus (Nile rat)
Lineage: Eukaryota; Metazoa; Chordata; Mammalia; Rodentia; Muridae
Source: RefSeq, a predicted model, not a curated record